GCAUGCGCGUUUUUACAAUCGCUUGUUCAGUAAGCGACGUCGGAGCAGGAACGCGGCAGUUACUUUUUCAGUGUUGGCCAUGAGGCAUUCACAGAGCUGUUCACAUGCUGCUUCUCUGGCCACAGUUAGAGUGAAGAGGAGAAUAUGCCACUUGCAGCAUCAAGAAAAAAAGCAGGGGAGUUUUUGCAUAGCAAAUAACCGCAUUCUUGUGUCAUCUGAAAGGAUGCUGGAAAUCCGGGCCUUUUACAGGCUGCUAGACUGGAAGAUAAUCCAAGAUUUUUUGCGAUCAGAUGUAUGCUGCAGAAUAUCGGACAAGUAUUUACUAGCCAUGGUCCUGGUUUAUUUCAAGCGUGCAUGUCUACCUGUUAAUCAGUACACACCUCUGAACUUUUUUCUUGCGCUGUACUUGGCUAAUGACAUGGAGGAAGAGGAGGAGGAACUAAAAUAUGAGAUAUUCCCUUGGGCACUUGGUGCCAAAUGGCGAGAGUUAUUUCCUAGUUUCCUGCGACUUCGUGCUUUGCUGUGGUGUAGGAUGGAAUUCCGAGCAUUUGUUAGUCGCCACUGUUGUGAAGAGAUUAUUUCUGCCCAGUCUCAUUGGGUCUGGCAGCGAGAAAGACCACAGCAUCAUGGUGGUGCCCAACGUAACUAUCUGCGAGAUGGAUUAGCAGAAUUACUCCCUCGGGGGCCAGGACAGUCUCCCCGAAGAUGUAGCCUCUGUAGUUUGGAUUCAAGUCCUGUGACACUGUCCUGUUCAUCCCGUCACUCUUCACCUGGCAAAAGCAGUGAUGUGGAGGAUGCAUUCUCAAUGAACCAUAUAACUGGAUACAGUUGUUUCACUUCUCAAAGACUUCUAGUGGUUGAAUCAGACUUUCAUGGUUGUGAGCAAACUGGAAAUCAAUAACCGCAUCAAUAUGAACAGCUGCCUGGUUUUGAGUUUUUGUUGUUGAACUUGGUCCUGAAAACGGAGUUCAUAUGAAUAGGCUGUGGAGUCCUUUUUUGCUAAGGAGCCUAAUACAUUCAGCUUGUGCUUGAGCAGUGUGUGAUUGUCUAAGAACUUUUCCUAAAUUUCAAUAAGAAUUUCCGAGGUCAUCCAUUCUACAUUUGCUGGUGCAGUAAAGCUAUUGUUGCUUCACUGCUGUUACACUUUCUGUUAAAGUUACUAUGAAUUGGCUGCACUUUAGC
This is a messenger RNA of Polypterus senegalus (gray bichir), 1182 nucleotides long. RefSeq names its product speedy protein A-like. Lineage: Eukaryota; Metazoa; Chordata; Cladistia; Polypteriformes; Polypteridae. The transcript has 7 exons. The record is from RefSeq and is a predicted model, not a curated record. Bases 80 to 901 code for a protein of 273 amino acids. Gene Ontology annotation, biological process: positive regulation of cyclin-dependent protein serine/threonine kinase activity. Gene Ontology annotation, molecular function: protein kinase binding.